CCGGAGGGGCGCGGGGGCUGCCCGCCCGCCGGGCGCGGGGCUCCUGCGCCCGCCCUCCCCCGCCUGCCUCCCGCCUAAGCCGCGAUCGCUCCCCCCCUUCCCCCGCCGAGGCGAAGCUGGAGCCGCAGGAGAUCCGCCGGGCACAGGGAGGGGACAGGGAUGGGUUGUUUUCUCUCCCCCGCCCGCCCCGAGACCUGAGGAGAUGCAGCCCAAGUUCGCCGCGAUGACUCUGCUGCUGGCACCGGGGUUUCUCCGCGGCAUCGCAGCCUCCGGACCGCCUGAAUCCUGCUCCCUCUGAAUCGUCGGCGCCGGGUUAAAGCUCAGUUCUCAUGUUGUGGUUGCUGGGCUGCCGCGCUCCCGUUUUGCGAUGGGAGGUGGAGGAAAAGGGAUUGUCCGUGAGUCAACACCGAAAACGUGAUUAGGAUGAACUGCUUUCACUAAUCUGUUUCUAACCUUUCAGUCCAUGUUGGCCUGUGACCCCUCUCAGCUUUCACAUCCAGCCUGAUCAGACCACGACCCUGGUCUCCCUAUGGAAGCAACUGUUUGUAUCUGGCUUUGAGGUCCCAUGGAGAAGCUGAGGAGGGGGAUGGCUCUUCAUAUCCAUGAAGCCUGGAUACUUCUGUUUGUGCUCCCUGGUUUGGUCACUCCAGCUGCCAUCAAUCAUGAAGACUACCCCGCUGAUGAAGGGGACCAGACCUCCAGUAAUGACAAUCUGAUCUUUGAUGAUUACCGGGGGAAGGGCUGUGUGGAUGACAGUGGCUUUGUGUACAAACUGGGAGAACGUUUUUUCCCAGGACAUUCCAACUGUCCCUGUGUCUGUACUGAGGACGGACCUGUUUGUGAUCAACCAGAAUGCCCUAAAAUCCACCCAAAGUGCACAAAAGUGGAACACAAUGGAUGCUGUCCAGAAUGCAAAGAAGUGAAAAACUUUUGUGAAUAUCAUGGGAAAAAUUACAAAAUCUUGGAGGAAUUUAAGCCUUCGCCAUGCGAAUGGUGUCGCUGCGAGCCCAGCAAUGAAGUUCACUGUGUUGUAGCAGACUGCGCAGUCCCCGAGUGUGUCAACCCGGUCUAUGAGCCAGAGCAGUGUUGUCCUGUCUGCAAAAAUGAAAUUCCUGAAAUGGCCAGAUUUUAAGAUUGCACUUAAACCCCCUUCAGUGCCAGUCUAUGCAAUGUGCUGGUUGGUUGUGCAGAUGCGAGGGAAUGUGCCCAGCCAAGGAGAAGAAGUGCUCCCCACGCCGGAUUUUGCUGGACUCCACCAUUCUCUCCCCAGGUCCUGGCAGCUGAAGGCAGUAGCAUAGCAUAGCCACAUCACCCUGCAUGGCUGGGAAUUACUGAUGGCAGCCAACUUUUGGGGCACUUGGUCAUCCCCACAGCCACCACCCCCUUCAGGGGUCAGCCCGAGGGGCCACGGGGAGGACUGGAUAAUGCUCUUUGUGAUGACCAGCAGGAACUGUGCUGCCCUCUUGGCUCAAUUGAAGCAGUGAUUUGAUUACCAACAGAGGAAAGAAAGGAUUGAUUUGAAAGCUGGUAGAAGAUCAAGACUGAAAAUGAGGAGGUGUAUUUGGGCCAGGCAGACACCACACUGACAAAAUACUCCAGUGCUUGCUUUACUGUUCCUUGAGAAGUCAUUUCCAUGAAACUGAUUGUCAGUGGAGCUCGUCCAUCUGGUCACUUCAGGCCAAGGGGUUAAAGGCUGAAUGCUGAACUUGCUGGGGAGAAUUAGACACGAAAGCAUCUGUCAAGAGCUGGAUCCUCCAUUGCCUUGGAAAUCUCCAGCACUUGGAUUCUCCAGAUGCUCAAAUGCCCUGCUGACUCAAGACUGGUCACAGCUGUUGGAAGAGGCCUCUAUAACAGUGAAAAGCUUUGGAAAAAUUGAAACCUCCAAAAUUAGCCAUCCUGAUGUUAGACAGCAUCAGGGAGGGCUGAGUUGAAUCUGCUACCUUGUGAAGUUUCAGAGGAAGUGAGACCGAGAACAACGAGGGAGAGGAAAAGCCUUUAGAGAACAAAAAAGCCCUGAACCGAGCAGCACUUCAUGUGAUUAAGCCCGUCCUACAGCUCAGCGCUCACACAAAGCCGGGGUGCUGGGCUGUGCAGUGGCAGGGAUGCUGCUGGAAGAGCUCCAUUCCAGGGAGCUGCAGCCUGGAGCCAGCGGGACAGCCGCCCCUGAACCUGGUGUGUUCACCUGCACGGGUCACCUGCUGCUUCCCAAGCCUCUGUGUUCUCUGCCUCUGCCCGGCAAGCAAGAAAGGGACAAUUCACAAAUUAAACACGGCAGGAAAAGGCUCUGCCUGACUGCUGAAGGCCAGGCAGGAGCUGAAAGCUGCUACCCUGAAUUUGUACCCCAGGUCCUAACCAGGCUUCUGUGCUCCCACCACAGCAGAGUUCAGAUGAAUGUAACAGGCACCCUGAAGAGUGAGGGAGGAUCACGAGGAGCCAUUGGAGGCACAGGACCAGCUCCAAAGCUCUCUUUCAGCAGACACGGCUCUCAGAUGUGGGAAACACGUUACCUGCUCUGCAUUACUCUUCAAACUCAGAAAUAUUUAUGAAGAAGCUUUUGCUCAUCAUGAUUGUUCCCCCUCGGGGAGAUGUUGCUGAAGUUUGUGUGCACUGGCCUGUGAGAGUGGUAGUUCAAGGUUCGCUAUCAUCAUGAUCGUGUCUUGUAGAGAAGGGGUGGCUUAGGGGUUCUUUGGAGGGGAGGGAGAGUUCCUAGAUUCCCAUUGGGAAGCCAGGUUCCUUUGCAGAACACAAGGAGCCUGGGCAGCACUGCAAUUGAAGCAGGCAUUGUAUUGCUGUUCACCACCUGGUUCUUGGUGUGACUUUAAAAUACCAGAAGUGACUUUAUGAUCCAACGACAUUGCUAUAAAUAAUUUUGCAGCAAGAGAAGCUGAAAGCCAGAUCCUGUGUCGGUGUCACGUGGUGUAAAACACAGCAUUUCUUACUCUGAUUUACUCCAGCUGAGGAUCUGACCUGCUGAUAGCUCUGGGUGGCUCAGAGGCACAUUGCAGGAGGCUGGGGCGUUUCGCAUGGUCAGGGGCUCUGAAGGGAUUAGAGAGGGUUUGCUUUGGCUGCUCCAGAAGGCUGGGAUUGUGAAGCGUGUCUGUGUGAGAAGAGUGGCAGACACUGUCUUCAUGUAUUUCUGAUUUGCUGAAUGUUUAAUGCUUCUUUAUUGGAGCCUACACGUAUGUAGAGUAGAGGUCUUUAAGAAGGGGUUGACUUACUUCAAAUAAUUUAUGUCUGAGCUGCUCCUUUUACAUGAAAUGCAGACUUUACAGAGCAAAGAGACUGUAAUGAAAAUAUGAAUUAAAGAUUAGAGCCAACCAAGUCUGACAACACUUAGAAUUAAGAAAGACACUUAAAAGUUUUCUCGUGCUUCCUUUCCUUCUCUCCACCUUUCCCACAGCUCCAUCCCCUCUCCUUUGGCAGGGUGCUGCAUUCCAGGGCAGCCUUCUGUCCCUCCCACGCGGGCACAGCUCUGCGAAGGAAGCAGGGCAGUGAUUUCAACCUGGCUGUUACUGUGUGGCCAUACGCUACCCCAGCCUGUCACUUGCCAGCUCACCCAUCACUUUGGCUGGAGAGAAUAAAAAGGGGGUUGAAGGUGUGUUUUUCUUCAUGUUUCUCCCUGAUUUGCUGGUGAAGUGCCUCACCUGGGCAGAACAAAAAUAAGUGCAGUUUUGGUGGAGCCGUUUGCCAGAGGGACCCUCAGUUUGGCGCAGCACAGCCAGGUGAGGGUGCGAGGACACCGUGUGUGGGCGGCGGUGGUGCUGCCGCGUGACAGGGGUGGAGCUGUGUGCCUGGGGGAGGUUCCUGCAGGACAGGGAGGGGCUGGGACAGUGCCAGCCGUCACCUAACUCCCUGUUGUGCGAGGUGCUCUGCUGUCCAGA
Messenger RNA from Motacilla alba alba, 3881 nucleotides. It is a transcript of the gene VWC2L, whose product is annotated as von Willebrand factor C domain containing 2 like. Gene Ontology annotation, molecular function: protein binding. The transcript is spliced from 4 exons. Gene Ontology annotation, cellular component: AMPA glutamate receptor complex. The coding region runs from base 566 to 1132 and encodes 188 amino acids. Gene Ontology annotation, biological process: negative regulation of BMP signaling pathway. The record is from RefSeq and is a predicted model, not a curated record. Lineage: Eukaryota; Metazoa; Chordata; Aves; Passeriformes; Motacillidae.